Molecule: messenger RNA, 1812 nt
Organism: Oppia nitens
Lineage: Eukaryota; Metazoa; Arthropoda; Arachnida; Sarcoptiformes; Oppiidae
Gene: Tak1
Product: mitogen-activated protein kinase kinase kinase 7-like
Exons: 7
Coding region: 1-1812 (603 amino acids)
Biological process (GO): JNK cascade; protein phosphorylation; positive regulation of canonical NF-kappaB signal transduction
Molecular function (GO): MAP kinase kinase kinase activity; magnesium ion binding; ATP binding
Source: RefSeq, a predicted model, not a curated record
AUGGACUCAAACGUGACGGUAUUCAAUGAAAUCAAGUCAUCAGAAAUCAAAUUAGCAGAGGUUGUCGGGAAGGGUACGUUUGGAGUGGUUAGACGCGGCAUUUGGAAGGGACAGGAGGUGGCCGUCAAAAUCAUAGAGACGGAACAGGAAAAGAAAGCAUUUCAGAUUGAAUUAAGACAACUGUCACGAGUGUCUCAUCCAAACAUUGUAAAGCUUUAUGGCGCCACUCAAGACAACGGCUUUGUCUCUCUGGUCAUGGAGUACGCAGAGGGAGGAAGUCUUUACAAUGUUCUUCAUUCUGUUCCGAUGUUACCGUACACACUGUCUCACGCUAUCUCAUGGGUGUUGCAGUGCGCCCGCGGCGUCUCAUAUCUGCACGGAAUGCAACCCAAAGCCCUCAUUCAUAGAGACCUCAAACCUCCGAACUUGCUGUUAGUCAGUGGCGGUACUAUACUUAAAAUCUGUGACUUUGGAACUGCUUGUGAUAUUCAUACACAUAUGACUAACAACAAGGGUUCGGCCGCUUGGAUGGCUCCCGAAGUUUUUGAAAGCUGGAAUUACACCGAGAAAUGCGAUGUUUUUAGUUGGGGUAUAAUUUUAUGGGAAGUAUUGGCGCGAAAGAAACCAUUUGAUGAGAUUGGUGGGCCCGCAUUCCGUAUAAUGUGGGCCGUUCAUAGUGGUCAACGACCACCGUUACUUCAAAAAUGUCCAAAAGUUUUUGAAAAUUUAAUGACCAAAUGUUGGGCUAAAGACCCCAACCAAAGGCCUGCAAUGAAAGAGGUCGAAGAAAUUGUGGAACAAAUAUUUAAAUAUUGUUCACAAAACGCCAAUCAACCAAUUAUUAAYUCUCACACUAAUACAAAUCCGUAUUCAUGUGUUGACAACAGUAUAAACUCAACGAACUUUAGUAUAGACCAACAAAUGCAGACACAAUUGGAUGCUCCGCAACAAAUAGUUACUGAACCGCCAGUCCUUAAUAUGAGUGGUACCAAUAUUAUUGAUCCCAACGAUUUACUUCAAAGUAAAAACAAUCCGGCACUAAGUGUACCACCAAAUAUGUCGGGUCUCAUAAAUAAUUCGAGUUAUAAUCAGCAAUUGAAUUAUAUGAAUAAAUCAUUACGAAGGAUCUCUGAGGACCAACCGGCCAAUGCGGCCAUUGACUCGAGUUCGGCACAAUUGAAUACAUUUACUAAAGGACACAAACGAUCCAAUUCUAGUGGAACUCCAGUCACAACAAUGAACAGUACAUCUCAAUCACUUAAUAAGUCGCGUUCAAUAAUUGGUCUCAAUGAUGACCAACCCGUUGCUUCCGGUUCCAGUCAAGCAUUGCAAAAAACAAGUAGCUUUUACACGGGUCGACCAGAUUUACCUAAAUUAGUUGUACCUUCAUUUAGAGAUUCUCCGCCUAUUAGUAGUACCAAUGAUCAACAACAGGUAGCUUCUGUACCAAAGGAUUUUAACGCGUAUUUAGUUUUGGAGUCUGAGUUGCAACCAAUACAACCCGACACCAGUAAUAGAGAAUCAGUUAAAAUAUUUGAAGAACACAAACGCAUGUCUCAAGAAUAUUUACGUAUGAAAAUGGAAGUGACUCUAUUGUCUUCACGAAAGCAGGAAUUAGAAACCUCUAAUAAGACCACCAAUUCAUUAGAAGAUUAUUUGGCGCUUAAACAAGAAAACACUGCUUUAAUACAACUUAAAUCAAAUUUGAUAACUCAGUUAAAUAUGAUUAAACGUAAACAAAGACAACGGGAAGCGGCAGCUGAUGGAGACUGGGUUCUCAUCGACCGCACCGACACUCAAAACAAUCAUUGA